Messenger RNA from Cynara cardunculus var. scolymus (artichoke), 2123 nucleotides. RefSeq names its product translation initiation factor eIF-2B subunit beta-like. Lineage: Eukaryota; Viridiplantae; Streptophyta; Magnoliopsida; Asterales; Asteraceae. The transcript is spliced from 11 exons. The coding region runs from base 129 to 1598 and encodes 489 amino acids. Gene Ontology annotation, cellular component: eukaryotic translation initiation factor 2B complex. The record is from RefSeq and is a predicted model, not a curated record. Gene Ontology annotation, molecular function: guanyl-nucleotide exchange factor activity; translation initiation factor activity. Gene Ontology annotation, biological process: translational initiation.
UUUAUAAUUCAUCAAUUGUUGUCAACUUUUGGGUUAUUGACUUUUUGCAAUUUACUUGGCUUCUUGUAAGCGAACAAUCUUAGAAAGAUGUAUAGAACCAUGAGAUAUACAGAUUGUUAUUUCUAUCAAUGGAAAAUACGUAUCUGUCAGUCAUAUUUCAUUCCACUAAAUCAUAUAUAGGGUUAAAAGUGGUAUUUUUUUGUCAUUCAGGUCCAUUCAGAAUACUUGUCAAGCGGUCAUUUUUUAUUGAGGACUUGAUCUGGAGAGAGCUUCUAAGGCAUAUAGGCAUAUUAUUCAUACAUCACUCAAUCAUCCACGAUCUGUCAAAUAAGUUGCUUGGUGUGAUAUUUAUAAUAAUCAUGCCGGACACACAUGCCCUAGUUAAUGAUUUCUUGAACCAGCUCAAGAAACGCAAAAUUGAGGGCUCAAAGGCCACUGCAAAGCUGACAGCAGAGCUUCUCCGUUCGGUGAUAUCACAGCAAAGGAUUCCUCACACGAACCAAGCUGGGGCUCUUAUUCAGGCCAUUAAGGCUAUUGGAGAACAACUUAUUGCUGCUAAUCCUGUGGAAGUUGCUGUUGGUAAUAUUGUAAGGCGUGUACUCCAUAUAAUUAGGGAGGAAGAUCUAUCACUCACAACAGCUUCUAUUGGUGGAUUGAGCUUACACCCCAUGAGUGAUGAUGAAGAUAACGUUGACCCAGAUGAUCUAUCAGCUGCUGCUGUUGCUGCUGCGGCCAGAAGCACCCUGAGAGCUCCUUCCUUGCAGACCCUUCUUGAGGGCGUGCCUCACUCUGCACCUCUUCAUCAGUCUUCAUCUUCUGCUGGUGAUUCUGAAGAAAAGACCAAAUCUACUGAUAAAAAUUCAAGGAGUCGAAAGCUAAAGCAUCAUGUGAUUGAGACUGUCAAUGAGCUUAUUCGAGAUAUUACCACCUGUCAUGAGCUGAUAGCAGAGCAAGCAGUGGAGCAUAUUCACCAUAAUGAGGUUAUAUUGACCUUAGGCAGUUCGGGAACUGUAAUCGAAUUUCUUUGUGCCGCUAAGGAGAAGAAAAGAUCGUUUCGGGUUUUUGUAGCAGAGGGUGCUCCAAGAUAUCAAGGGCAUACUCUUGCAAAGGAACUGGUUGCUAGGGGACUACAAACUACAGUAAUCACUGAUUCUGCUGUAUUUGCCAUGAUUUCACGUGUGAACAUGGUUAUUGUUGGGGCCCAUGCUGUCAUGGCUAAUGGUGGAGUGAUAGCUCCUGUUGGUUUAAAUAUGGUUGCACUAGCAGCUCAAAGGCAUGCUGUCCCUUUUGUUGUUCUUGCGGGCAUUCACAAGUUGUGUCCCUUGUAUCCUCACAACCCACAAGUGUUGCUGAAUGAGCUCAAGUCCCCAUCUGAGUUGCUGGACUUCGGGGAAUUCUCAGAUUGCAUGGAUUUCGGUAUUGCCUCCGCUUCUCCUCUUCUUCAUGUUGUGAACCCUGCGUUUGAUUACGUGCCACCAAAGCUCGUCAGCCUAUUUAUUACCGACACCGGAGGGCAUAAUCCUUCAUACAUGUACCGCCUCAUUGCAGAUUACUACUCUGCUGAUGAUCUGGUUUUGCAACAGCGGCCUACUUCUUGAGAUUGGUUUGCCCAUAUUUGCUUUUGAUUCUUGAUUCAAUCUUGUUUGUCAGGUCUAGUCCAUGUGCUAAAAUGCAGCCUAAAGCCAGAUAUGCCUUGGAUUGUAAAGAUUGAGAACUUGGUACCUAAGAUUAGUUGGGACAGAGCUCGGUCUACUUUUGCAUGCCAAAAAUUGAGAGAUUUAGGGUCCUUGUUAGCGAGCCAUCAUUCUUCCCUAAGCUGCCAAAGUCCGAUCGAAGAUUCAAACCCAUUUUUGUUACGACAUGUUGAAAGUAGUCGUUGAAUGAACUUAUCGUUACUCUCUUCACCUAUGCUGUGCAAUACACCAGUUCUUGUGUAGAUAGAUAUUAUACGAUAUAGUAUUAUAGAAGUUUGAGGUAAUAACAGGUUUGUGAUGUUCUUGGAUGUUUUGGGUCAUGUUUGUAUUCAACGGGUAAUCUAUCAAAUUUCAUCGUGAUAUGGAUCGAUCAUUCAAUUGUCAGCUGUGAAUCAUUCUUGAGCUAAACGAAAACAUUACUUCCCAAGC